AAAAAUCUGAUCUAUGGUUCAAUUGUUGACACUUCAUGAAAUGUCUGAAAUUUGUAUUUUUAUUUUUAUUGAAAAAUUCAGCUAUGUCUUGGAUUAAAGAGAACUGCGUUUCAUUCUUCCAACUUUUUUGUAUUAAGGUGGUCAAAACCGGACGUGUUCCUCAGCACGUAGCGUUUAUAAUGGAUGGUAAUCGCCGGUAUGCAAAAAAGCAUUCUGUAAAAAGCAGUGCAGGCCACAGCAGAGGUUUUGAUAAACUCUCUGAAACAUUAAAGUGGUGCUUAGAUCUUGGUAUACCAGAGGUUACAGUAUAUGCAUUCAGUAUAGAAAAUUUUAAGAGAACUGAAGAGGAAGUCGAUGCGCUCAUGGACCUAGCUCGUGAUAAAUUUCAAAGACUGUUAGAUGACAUAGAUCAAAUAAAUGAAUGGGGUGUACGCAUACAUAUAGCAGGAAGGCUGUCCCUUCUGCCAGCUGAUUUGAGAGCCCUUGUUUCCCGUGGCAUGCUAGCCACUCAAUAUAAUAACAAAUUAAGACUUAACAUAGCUUAUGCUUAUACAGGUCGAGAUGAAAUCAGUCGUGCUGCAUCACAUAUAGUGGAUGGUGUCAAAAAUAAUGAACUUAGUCUGAAUGACAUUGAUGAGGAACUGGUCUCUUUAUCAGUAGAACUUGGAGAACCUGAACUGUUGGUGAGGACAUCUGGUGAAGUCAGACUGUCUGACUUCAUGCUUUGGCAGGUAACAAACACAGUACUGUACUUCUCAGAUGUGUUGUGGCCGGAAUUUACGAUUUGGAACUUAUUAGCAGCUAUAAUACAUUUCCAAAGACACGCCCCAUCGCUUAAAGAAGAUGAAGAACCCAGUAAGAGUAAACAGACGUUUUUAGAUAAAUUAGAAAUCAAAAGAAUUCAAGAAUUAGAAAAAUAUGUUAGUAGUUGUUAACUGCUUCCAAUCUAGCUGCCUGUUGUUGAUUGUUAUAGUUUAUUUUGAUAUACA
Molecule: messenger RNA, 989 nt
Organism: Achroia grisella
Lineage: Eukaryota; Metazoa; Arthropoda; Insecta; Lepidoptera; Pyralidae
Product: dehydrodolichyl diphosphate synthase complex subunit DHDDS-like
Exons: 5
Coding region: 36-935 (299 amino acids)
Biological process (GO): polyprenol biosynthetic process
Cellular component (GO): dehydrodolichyl diphosphate synthase complex; endoplasmic reticulum
Molecular function (GO): ditrans,polycis-polyprenyl diphosphate synthase [(2E,6E)-farnesyl diphosphate specific] activity
Source: RefSeq, a predicted model, not a curated record